GGGAGGGGGAUAAAAGUGCCAGAGAGAGAGAGACAGGGUAGGGUGGAGCAGCCUGCCUCCCUAACUCUGCCAGCACCGACAGGCAGUGUUGCUGUCUCUACUGGGGUCUGAUCCAGGCGGGUCUCUUCUUCCUCCGUCAGUUUCUUCUUCCUCCUUCAGCACAACACAUGGGAUCCGUGAGCCCCAAGCCAGGGGUCUGAGCAGAGGGCUUCUCCAGCCUAGCCUGACAUGAGGGGAAGGAGAUGCGCUCAGCCGGGCUGCCGUCAGUGGGCUUUAUGGAGCUCCAGCUGAAGGGGGGUGGUCCCCUGGUGGUCCCGGCGAAAACCAUCUACAGCACCGUCCAGCAGCAGGACUACUCUGCAGGCGUAUGGCUCCGCAGGAAAGAGAAAAAACUGGAGCAUUCUCAGCAGAAAUGCAUCGUAAUCUUUGCUUUGGUGUGCUGUUUCGCUGUCCUGGUGGCCUUGAUCUUCUCGGCGGUGGAUGUCUGGGGAGAGGAUGAAGACGGUAUAACAGAAGAGAACUGUAACAAGAACUGCAGGGUAGUGCUUGUGGAGAAUAUUCCAGAAGAUGUCACCUUCUCUGAGAAUGGUACGGCCCACCUCAACCUCUCUGCUGGGCUUCACAGCCUACUGGACCUGGCCGUGGCUGGUCGUUCUGUGGAGAUUGUGUCACCACAAUGGAACCUGAACUCCUCUGACACUGAAUCAAGCUUCCUACCAUCUUCUAGGCAGGGUCAGGCUUUGCUGCAAAGACUGCAGGGGCUGAAGAAGAAGGGAGUCAAUUUGAAGAUAGCUAGUGGAAUGAUCGACUCUGUAGAGCUCAAGAGCCUCUCUCGUCUGAGUGAGGUGCACUACAUUAACAUGACUGCCCUGACCAAAGGCUUCCUGCACUCUUCUUUCUGGGUGGUGGACAGGAAGCACAUCUACAUCGGCAGUGCCACCAUGGACUGGCGAUCACUGUCUACGAUGAAAGAACUGGGGAUCAUCAUCUACAACUGUAGUUGUCUGGCACUGGACCUGCACAGGGUAUUCAACCUCUACUGGCAGCUGCAGUAUAAGGACUUUGUACCGUCCAUCUGGUCCAAGAGGCUGAGUGCCCUGUGGAACAAAGAUGAAAACCUCCCACUUCUCUUCAACAACACCAAGGCUGAGGUCUUUCUCUCUAGCUCUCCAGAUGUCUUCUGCCCUAAAGACAGGACCAGAGACCUCGACGCCAUAUCCUAUGUGAUCCAAAAGGCCAAGAGGUUCAUCUAUAUAUCCAUUACAGACUACCUGCCUCUCACUAACAGGAAUUCUCACAGAUACUGGUCAGGUAUAGAUGGGAUGCUUCGGGAGGCCUUGAUCCUGAGAAACAUCAAAGUGCGUCUGUUAGUAAGCUGCUGGGAGCAGACACACCCCCUGACCUUUAACUUUGUGUGGUCCCUGAAGACCUUGUGUAUGGAGCUCCCUAACUGUUCACUGGAGGCGAAGUUCUUCAGCACCAGGGAGCAGAGAGAUGGCACGCUACAGGGAAUCAACCAUAACAGAUUCAUAGUGACAGACAGUGCUGUGUACAUAGGGAACUUUGACUGGGUGGGGAAUGAGUUUAUGUUCAACGCUGGAGCAGGCAUGGUGAUCAGUCAGACAGAGGGGCUGAAGGAGAGGAACUCAACGUUGGUGGAACAGGUGAGGGCUGCGUUCCAGCGGGACUGGUAUUCACGCCACACCAUGAGCCUGCAGGCUAACAAGAUCCCAGUCUGCAACAAGCACCAGCUCAACCAACUGGCACAUCUCAAAAUCACUCAACCACCAGAGAGCAGUGGGAGUCAGGAGAGUCCCAAUGGCUCCUUCUGAAUCCAAAGACAUGUGGUGUGUUACAAGACUGUUUUAUGCAGGCUUUAAGAGAAAAAUAACUGUUUGAAUGCUGAAAUCGGAUACAAUUUACAAAUUGUUUUUAGGUCAUAUUUGUUUUUCUAUCAAGUCUGCUGUUUAUUUCAUCCUCUAUGACUGUUUCUUACAUAAGACAUGGGCAGGGAACUGAUGAAAUUAAUAUAUUUUCUAUUGAUUGCCAAACCUAAAUAUAGUUAAUUGUUUAAUCCAUUUGACCAAUAAUGUCAUAAUUUAUCACAACCCUUUAAAACCCUCUCUGACCAAAACACAGUUGCAGCAGCAUGGACAGUAGUGUGGAGAUACUGUAUAUCCUAUACAAAUCUAUACUCCAAGGAUGUUUACCUUGUGUCUUCAAUAUUCAAAUCAAAUCAAGUUUAUUUUAUAUAGCCCUUCGUACAUCAGCUAAUAUCUCGAAGUGCUGUACAGAAACCCAGCCUAAAACCCCAAACAGCAAGCAAUGCAGGUGUAGAAGCACGGUGGCUAGGAACAACUCCCUAGAAAGGCCAAAACCUAGGAAGAAACCUAGAGAGGAACCAGGCUAUGAGGGGUGGCCAGUCCGCUUCUGGCUGUGCCGGGUGGAGAUUAUAACAGAACAUGGCCAAGAUGUUCAAAUGUUCAUAAAUGACCAGCAUGGUCAAAUAAUAAUCAGGAGUAAAUGUCAGUUGGCUUUUCAUAGCCGAUCAUUAAGAGUAUCUCUACCGCUCCUGCGGUCUCUAGAGUUGAAAACAGCAGGUCUGGGACAGGUAGCACGUCCGGUGGACAGGUCAGGGUUCCAUAGCCGCAGGCAGAACAGUUGAAACUGGACCAGCAGUUUUAAAGUGCAGAAUUCCUUCAGCCUCGACCAAAUGAACAGGUGCCAUUUGUCAGUUGGACAACAGCUGAUCAAAUGAACCGAAUGGGAAAAUAACAGACUACCAGAAGCAUGUCUUGAUCUCAUCUGACUCAUAAGCUACUGACAUCUUUCGGGUGUUUAUUGUUGCAGAGUACAGACAAUUGUGCUCAAUUGGCAUCAAUAUAUUUUGGUAUUGCAUCUAAAAUCCUGUUUUGGUAUCAACUAGAAUGUAUACUUGAUUAUGUUUAAUAUCACCAUGCCAGGGGUUGAUCUUGGAAUCUUAAUCUUAACUAAAUUUCCAGGAUUAUGAUACAUUAACCAAUUUUAAGAUUAAAAAAAACAUUGCAUAUUUUAUUCUAUUCUGUAUAUUGUCUUUGUUGGAAACACUCAAAAGGGUAGAACUAGAUAUGUAUUCAACUUUAAAUAGAGCUUUAGGCCUCUUGUGUUGUUUUAACAUGAUCAAGAAAUUGAUCUAUUACUGAAUUUUUCAUGAAAUUUAAAUUUCUGGAAAAAGGUGUCUUGCUUCCUUGAUUAUAUUGGAAAGUAUUGAAAACCAUCACUACAGAAACAAAACUUCCCUGGGCUUUACUUAGUUUGUAAAUGGAUAUGCUACCAUACCACUGUCAUAUGCUGUCAUAUGAUAAACAGAGAUGCAGCAACAGAGGUCGAUAGCACACUAACGUUGGAAGGUGCUGAGCUGCCAUUUAAGGUCUAAGGUAUUCGUUUGGUCAAGUUACAAGACUAGACAAUGAUUUUACCUAAUGGAAUAUUGGAAAUUGAUUCCCACGGUCUUCAUGGAUAAUUGGGUUUCUUUCUGGUAUAACUCAGCUGGAAAAAAAGGUGUCUAACCAGUGAUACAACUGUAGCUCUCUUUGGAAGCAGAUGUUGACUUAUUUACCAGAUAUUGAAAAAACAGUUGUUGGAGGGGAUUUCAGUCAGUAAGAUCAAUAGCAUGAAUUUUUAAAGACUGCUAGACACCAUUUCCAGUUUCCCCUAAGGACAUGUUUUGAAAUAAGACAGCAUGCAUUGCUUAACUUAACACUGAGAGAAAAUAACCACAGCAUCUCUUUACAUCACCCGCAUGAUACAAGCUUUGCACCUGAUCAUCAAAGAUGGUCAACUACAGGAGUUGUUAACAUCUUUUUAUGAUUAUGUCACGCCAAUUAAUAAAUUCUGUAUGUAAUAGCCUAUCUGUGGUGGUUUAUGGGCAUUAUACUUAUAUUAAUUGUAAUGUCUUAUAUCUGUAUUUUCAUUGUCUUUUUACAGUAAUAUAAUGGGACAACACUUUCUCUAUGGUUACAGAUGGUUCUCUUUGCACAUAUUCUGUUUUCAUUGGGGUUCUUUUAUAUCUGUACCUAUUUUGAUACAGGAAAAAUAUUAAUAGUAGACUGACAAAAUAACAAUGCACUUCCUGAAAAUAUUUUGUCAGUGUUAACCAGAACAUAAAUGUAGCAUUAACAAACGUCUAUGAUGUACACUGCACUUGUGCCAGACAAUGUUCUUAAAAUAGUUUAAUCUGAGAGUAAAUAUCUGUACAACAAUUUACCCUUUAACUAUGUCCUCUUAUCAAAAAGAGGGAGUCAAAGGCAUCUGGCUGCUUUUGGUGCAACAGUACAGAGUGGGCUAUUUUGAAUAUUGUUUAAAGAGUACCUCAAUAUUGACUCUGUUUAGGGUGCUCUUUGUCACUUUUUAUCACUUAUUGCUGACAAAUCUUCAGUCACUGUAUUACUCUUGAUGUAGCAAUGCUGGGAUUAACAUUUACAUAUUUUGUCAUUUAACAGACGCCCUUAUCCACAGUGACUUACAUUUACUAACCUAUACAUCGAACCCAUUAAGAACAGAUCAGAGCAAACCAAAUUUGGGGCGAGUCCUAGAUACAAUCUAUAAACUGUCCCUGACUAACUGUUGCCACCUAGAGUUAGUUUGAGGAAAGGCUAUUCCUCUUACCUGCAAACAGGCACAAAAGAUGUCUGAAAUAAUCAAUUGUGGAUUAGACAGAUAUCCUACAUUUGAUUAGACUUGUCUCCUGUGUUGUUUUCUCAAGAUGUUACAUUAGAUUGGUAAAUCCACAGUAGGCCAACAUGUCAUAGGCUACUACUGAAUGGUAAAUCUGUUCAUUAAAGGUAUGAUUGUAAUAUUAAAUUAAUAAUUGGAAGGAUACCACUGUGGUCAAGGUGACCACACAGUUCAUUCAAAAGCACAUUGCAUCACAUCACAACAUUGAAGGCGUUAAUUUCACUACCGUCUAUUAAAGUACAAUUACUGCCCUCUGGAGGACAAUAUGUCCCACCAAUUGAUUAUACACUGAGUGUACAAAAUAUUAAGAACUCCUUCCUAAUAUUGACUUGCACACCUCGGCCCCACGAAGCGUUCCGCAGGGAUGCUGGGCCAUUUUGACUCCAAUGCUUCCCACAGUUGUGUCAAGUUGGCUGGAUGUCCUUUGGGUGGUGAACCAUUCUUGAUACACACGGGAAACUGUUGUGCGUGAAAUACCCAGCAGCGUAGCAGUUCUCGACACAAACUGGUGAGCCUGGCACCUACUACCAUACCCCAUUCAAAUGCACUUAAAUAUUUUAUCUUGCCCAUUCAGCCUCUGAAUGGCACACAUACACAAUCCCUGUCUCAAUUGUCUCAAGGUUUAAAAAUCCUUCUUUAACCUGUCUCCUCCCCUUCAUCUACACCGAUUGAAGUGGAUUUAACAAGUGACAUCAAUAAGGGAUCAUAGCUUUCACCUGGAUUAACCUAGUCAGUCUGUCAUGGAAAGAGCGGGUGUUCAUAAUAUUUUGUCCAAUCAGUGUACAUUAUGCUAUUUCUGUUUUGCAUCUAAUUUGCUCAAUUUCGGCAUACUCACUCCUUGUAUGCCCUGCCUUUAUGAACUGUAUAGUACAAUAGACAGAGCAUUCUUUUAAAAUGAUAGAAUUUCAAAAUACAAAAGGAAUGUAUAUUUAUUGUAUAACCUUGUUGAUGCCUGUAUCUAAUUGAUACUUUUAAUUUGUACUCUUAAUAAAAAGUGUUCUGACAUUG
Messenger RNA from Salvelinus fontinalis (brook trout), 5724 nucleotides. RefSeq names its product inactive phospholipase D5-like. The transcript has 10 exons. Gene Ontology annotation, molecular function: catalytic activity. Bases 243 to 1832 code for a protein of 529 amino acids. NCBI's taxonomy places the organism in Eukaryota, Metazoa, Chordata, Actinopteri, Salmoniformes, Salmonidae. The record is from RefSeq and is a predicted model, not a curated record.